AUGGCCGGGGCGGCGCGGAGCGGCGGGGGGCGGCGGGGGGCAGCGCUGACGGCGGUGCGCAGCGAGGACGGGACCCCCCCUCCCAGCGCUCCCCUCAACCGUCGGGGGGGACCGACGGCUCCGCGCCCCGCGGCCGCCUCCCGCCCCGCUGGGACCGCGCGCAGCUGCCGCCGCCGACUGCAGAACUGCCUCUACAACGUGCUGGAGCGGCCCCGCGGGUGGGCCUUCGUGUACCACGCCUUCAUAUUCCUGCUCGUCUUCAGCUGCCUGGUGCUCUCCGUUUUCUCCACCAUCCAGGAGCACCAGAAGUUGGCCAACCAGUGCCUCUUCAUCCUGGAGUUUGUCAUGAUCGUGGUGUUCGGGAUGGAGUACGUCAUCCGCGUCUGGGCGGCCGGCUGCUGCUGCCGCUACCGGGGCUGGCGGGGCCGCUUGCGCUUCGCCCGGAAACCUUUCUGUGUGAUAGAUUUCAUCGUCUUCAUCGCCUCCGUGGCCGUCAUCGCGGCCGGCACGCAGGGCAACAUCUUCGCCACCUCUGCGCUGCGCAGCAUGCGCUUCCUGCAGAUCCUGCGCAUGGUGCGCAUGGACCGCCGCGGCGGCACCUGGAAGCUGCUGGGCUCCGUGGUUUACGCGCACAGCAAGGAGCUGAUCACCGCGUGGUACAUCGGCUUCCUGGUGCUCAUCUUCGCCUCCUUCCUCGUCUACCUGGCCGAGAAGGACACCAACGGCGAGUUCGCCACCUACGCUGAUUCCCUGUGGUGGGGCACGGUGACGCUGACCACCAUUGGUUACGGGGACAAAACGCCGCAGACGUGGCUGGGACGGAUGCUGGCAGCCGGGUUUGCUCUGCUCGGCAUCUCCUUCUUUGCGCUGCCUGCAGGUAUCCUGGGCUCUGGUUUCGCCCUCAAGGUGCAGGAGCAGCACCGGCAGAAGCACUUCGAGAAGAGGAGGACCCCAGCAGCAAACCUGAUCCAGGCAGCCUGGCGGCUGUACUCCACAGAUGCCAGCCGGGGGUACCUGACGGCCACGUGGUGCUACUACGACAGCCUGCUGCCCUCCUUCAGAGAGCUGCUCCUAAUGUUUGAGCACUUGCACCGAGCCCGCAACGGAGGAUUUAGGAAUUCAGAGGUGAAAAAAUGGCCUGACGGAGCCCCGCCGCCGUAUCAGCCCUUCUUCACCUCUGGCCAGAAAAGCCCCAUCCCCGCCGCGUGUGCCGGGGACAGCACCAAGAUGGGCAUCAAGGAGCGCAUCCGCCUGGGCUCCCCGCAGCGCCUGGGCAGCCGCGGCCGCCUGCACCUGGCCCCCCCCCUGCACCGCUCCCCCAGCACCGAGGCCGUCCCCGAAGCCCCCAGCCCCAGCAAGGUGCACAAGAGCUGGAGCUUCAACGACCGCACGCGCUUCCGUGCAUCGCUGCGGCUCAAACCGCGGCUGCAACCUGAGGCAGAAUGCCCACCAGAGGACAGCGGCGAGGAGAAGGGCUCCCACUGCGACCUGACCUUCGAGGACAUCAUGCCAGCAGUGAAGACCCUGAUCCGUGCUGUGCGGAUCCUCAAGUUCCUGGUGGCCAAGAGGAAGUUCAAGGAGACCCUGCGGCCCUACGACGUGAAGGACGUCAUUGAGCAGUACUCAGCCGGGCACCUGGACAUGCUGGGCAGGAUCAAGAGCCUGCAGACACGCGUGGACCAGAUUGUGGGCAGGGGGGGCCCCGCUGCUGACAAGAAGAUCCGGGAGAAGGGGGAGAAGGCAGUGCUGGAUGCAGAGCUGGUGGAUGAGCUGAGCAUGAUGGGCCGUGUGGUCAAAGUGGAGCGGCAGGUGCAGUCCAUUGAGCACAAGCUGGACCUGCUGCUCGGCCUCUACUCGCAGUGCCUGCGCAAAGGCUCGGCCAACUCCUUCAGCCUGGCCGCCGUGCCGCUGCCCCGCGAGCCCGACAUCACGUCGGAUUACCACAGCCCUGUGGAGCACGAGGACGUGUCGGCGUCAGCCCAGACGCUGAGCAUCUCCAGGUCGGGCAGCGCCAACAUGGACUGAGCGGGGGGAUGGGGCCGCAGGGAUGGGCUCCGGCCGUGGGGGGACAUGGGGACGUGGGGAGCCCUGGCCCCACUGAGCUGCGUCCCUCUCUGCGUUACUUGAACUCAGCGUCCUCACAGCUGGGCAGCAGAGGUGCUCUGUGCUGAGCGCUGUGGUGGGGAUGGGGGGCAGCGGCAGUGCUGCGGUGGCUGUUUUCUCCAGGGGGGGUUGAGAGCCCCCAGCCCAGGGUGGGUGUCCACCUCCCCAUGGGGGUCCUGCACGUCCCAGAGCCGCGCUGGGACCGGCACAGCUAUGCAAGGCUCCGGCUCCGGAGCUGAGCCCUUGGGCACAACCCCAUGGGGUCUCAUCGGGGUGGGGGGGGGGUUGCCCCCAUCGCCCUCCUCUGCCAGGGUUCCCCCCGCUCACGGGGCUGUGGCUGCACCUCCACAAGUGCAGCAGAACCUUCUGCCCCUGCAUGCUCCCAGGGCAGCAUCUAUCCGUAUAUGUAAGAGACAGAUAUGCAAUAAUGUCUUAAUUAUGCAACACCCCCGGGAGCAGCCGCCCGGGGGACCAACGUAGGCAAUAAGAACCUCCUGCCAGCACGCGGGGCGGCGUCCUGCUCUGCAGGGGGCUCAGACCCCCCCGGAGGGCGGCCCCGAGGCUGUGGGGCCGGGCAGGAGGAACCAGGAUCAUCCCUUCCUGCCCCCGCUGGAGGACUGACUCCUUCCCUGCUUGUCCCUGGCCCCUGGGGGUGACUGCGGGUGGGGACGGCGCGGCGGCGCCCUUUGCACGCUGCUUGCACCAGGGCUGCUUUCCAGUCCCCCACCGCAGUAGUGCCAAAAUUUGUUGGUACCCCUCGGGGGGGGGGCCUCGUGGGACCCCCUUUUGCCUUGGAAUCGUGGGGGAUCCCAACCCCACUCUGCUGCUGCUCCCAGCAGGGCUGUGCCCUGGGAUGCCCCCAGCUCCUCCUUUCCCUCCGUAGUGCAUGCGAACAGCAUGGGCUGUGCUCGCAGCCCCCCGGGCUGUGCCGUGGGGCCGGGGGUGCCCAGGGGGUGAUGCACAGCUGUGGGUACCCGGCCCUGGAAUGAGGGUGCAUGUGACAGCUUCACCCCCAGCCCCGCUCAGUCCUUAACCCGUAGGGCUCCUCCCCGGGGCUGGCUGGGCCCCUCAGUCCCUCUUUUUCCCCCCCAGCCGCCCGUAGUUACCUCACUUUAUUAACUUAUUAACUUAUUUCUUUCAUUAAACUUUGAAGUAGACGCCGCCUGCUCGCCUGGUUUCUGCCCCCGCUCU
Molecule: messenger RNA, 3294 nt
Organism: Lagopus muta (rock ptarmigan)
Lineage: Eukaryota; Metazoa; Chordata; Aves; Galliformes; Phasianidae
Gene: KCNQ4
Product: potassium voltage-gated channel subfamily Q member 4
Exons: 14
Coding region: 1-2025 (674 amino acids)
Biological process (GO): potassium ion transport; transmembrane transport
Cellular component (GO): membrane
Molecular function (GO): voltage-gated potassium channel activity
Source: RefSeq, a predicted model, not a curated record